AAGACAAAUAAUAUGGAAAUAUUGAUUCUUGAUUCAAAUUUGCAUCAUUAAUCUGACAGCUAGGUUUUAGGGAGAUUUUUUCAUGCCUGAGGUCAUGCAUGUCUAGGUAGCUGGAGAAGAAAAAAGAGUAGAAGAAAUAAGGCUUAUUACCAGUCGGAGGAAGCGUCUGUUUGGAAGACAAGUGCAAGAUUAUGGGAAGUCCAAGAAGAGAAUAUCUUGAAGAUGUUGCAAUAAUUGCAGGGUUAAUUGGGAUGCAAUUUAUGUAUGCAGGAAACUCAAUUUUGGUUAGUUAUCUCAUGUUAACGGGAUUUACACCUGCAUCUCUCAUCAUCCUGUCUUCCUUGGCCACGUUUGUGAUUCUAUUGCCUUUCUCCGUAAUUUUUGAAAGGAGGCUGUGGCCAAGGAAAUUUCGUCUGAAGCUAUGGGUUCAGCUGGUUUUAAUUUCUUUUGGAGGGGUGACAUUAUUCCAAUCUCUGUUCCUGAAGGGCAUCAGUCUUACUUCACCAGCAAUGGCAACAGCCAUGCCAAACAUUGCUCCAGGAUUCAUAUUUUUCAUUGCUUGGGCUCUCAGGUUGGAGAAAGUUGAGUUAGGCUGCAUAUAUAGCAAAGCAAAAAUUGCAGGAACACUGCUGUGUGUUGCCGGUGCUGUUAUAAUGAGCCUUGCGCAAAGUACCUUGGGCAGUCAUAAAGCAAGAGAAGCUCAUUUAUCAGUACCACCUCCACUGUCACGAAACUUAUUUGACGAGCGAAAGAUCAUGGGUUGCUUUUAUCUCAUGGCAGCCGUCUUCGUCCUAUCAAGCACUAUUAUCUUACAGGCUACAACAUUAAGGGAUUUCCCAGCUCCAAUAUCCUUAUCUACAAUAACAACUUUAAUAGGGGUGGUAUUGACUGGAAUUGCUCAGUUGAUUCAAGAUGGCAGAAUAGAUAUUGGAUGGCCCUUGUUAAGCAUCAAAGAUAUCAUGUGCUACUCUGUACUGGCAGGAAGCAUCAGUGGAGCAUGUGUUACCUUCAAUAUAUGGGCAAUGAAGAAAAGGGGGCCAGUUCUGGUGUCCAUUUUUAGUCCCAUUGGAACUGUCGUCUCGCUAGUCUUUUCAGUAAUCACCUUAGGAAGCUCCAUUACCAUAGGAAGUCUCGCAGGCAUGUCCAUCAUGUUUACUGGUCUCUAUUGUGUACUAUGGGCUAAAAGGAAGGAAGGAUUCUCCGAGAAUAACAACUCCUCAGAAACUCCAUGAUGCACAAUAUACGUCAUACAACGGUUGAUUCUGGAUGCAAGACAGUAAAGGAUCUAUACCAUUAUUGUAGAUCUUAAACUAAAUUUUGGCAUAAUGCUGGCAGCAGAGAUCAGUGCUUUUGGUACAGCACACUUGAAAGAGUAAUCGGGUUUAUGCAAGGACAAAGUUCAUGUACGUGACAAUGGAUUAUGGCUGCAAAGCCCAGUGACUAACUUUGGUUUUUUUUGACAUUUGGUGGAGGAAAACUUUGAACAACUGAUUUUUUAGUCCUUUUUUGAUGGGCUGAAAAGAUUGAGUUUGUGUUUGAGUUUCAGUGCAGAGAUGAAUUUCCAGUCA
This is a messenger RNA of Coffea eugenioides, 1568 nucleotides long. RefSeq names its product WAT1-related protein At5g47470. Gene Ontology annotation, cellular component: plasma membrane. Gene Ontology annotation, molecular function: transmembrane transporter activity. Bases 192 to 1232 code for a protein of 346 amino acids. The record is from RefSeq and is a predicted model, not a curated record. NCBI's taxonomy places the organism in Eukaryota, Viridiplantae, Streptophyta, Magnoliopsida, Gentianales, Rubiaceae. The transcript is spliced from 8 exons.